This is a messenger RNA of Rhopalosiphum padi (bird cherry-oat aphid), 590 nucleotides long. RefSeq lists its product as uncharacterized. Lineage: Eukaryota; Metazoa; Arthropoda; Insecta; Hemiptera; Aphididae. The transcript is spliced from 5 exons. The record is from RefSeq and is a predicted model, not a curated record. Bases 1 to 522 code for a protein of 173 amino acids.
AUGGCUUCAAAUAAAAAGUACCAAAAUAUAAGCAUUCAACCGCAAAAAAUUCCUCGGACUUCUAAAGCCGUAUUUGAGUUGCCUAGAGAAGAUUUGAGUGAAGCUGAACUUCAUGCAAAAUCAACUUCCGAUAGAACCAAACGCCGUGUGGCCCACGAGGCGUGGUUUCCUCUACCGGUUAUCAAUAAGCCGAUAGCGCCAAAGCAGGUGGUUGCUCAGCCGAAACAGAAAAAAAAGAAUGUUAUAAUGAAGGGAAGUUUCUCGCGUGUAAAGCCCUGCCAAGUAAGACAAAUUAACGAAAGAGUUGUUUUACACUCAGGAACCGUACAUAACAAGCCGUCAAGUUCUGGAAUUGAUAAUAGAGUUAAAGCUAACAAGAGAAAAUUAGAAGACUUGGAUUAUGGUGAAAUGAUGAAAAAAAAGCAAAAAAAAAGUUAUGUUGAUAAAUCAAAAAAUAAAGACGCAAAAAAAGAAAAAAAAUCACGCCCACGUAAAGGUAUAUACAUAGAAAUUUGUUCCUAAAAUUCUGUAAAUCUGUAAAAACAAUUUUCAAUUUGAGCAUUUGUUGGAUCCCUAAAAUGAAGUAAUGU